Molecule: messenger RNA, 1560 nt
Organism: Daldinia decipiens
Lineage: Eukaryota; Fungi; Ascomycota; Sordariomycetes; Xylariales; Hypoxylaceae
Product: alpha-ketoglutarate-dependent sulfonate dioxygenase
Exons: 4
Coding region: 211-1329 (372 amino acids)
Cellular component (GO): cytoplasm
Molecular function (GO): 2-oxoglutarate-dependent dioxygenase activity
Source: RefSeq, a predicted model, not a curated record
UGUUUUCCAUAUAUAGACAGUCGUUACAUCAAAUUCUCAGUGUUCCAUCGCUGUAAAAUUCUCGAUCGGGAGUUUUAGUGGUUUGCGGCUCGACGAAGGGGGAGAAUAAAGGUUGAUGUGAUCCUAGGCGUGCCUAACGCCAUCGAUGGACGCAACCUCGCGGUAAGGUCAUAUCGGUAUCCAACUCCACCCGGAGAGCGUAACUUUGCAAUGUCGGCUGGACUUGAAGCUCUGAAGCAUAUAUCCAAGGACUCUGGGUUCCCGAUUACUAUCCAUCCGCACUUUUCCGAGAAAAUUAAGAACCAUGUUCCGCCAGAGCCCGUCCGAGAAGAAAUAAUCCCGGAGAAGGACCGUGCUACAUUUGCGGACCCCGAGAAGAAAGCUCUUUUCUCGGUCGCCAAACCUGUCGACUUGACAGAAUCGGUCGGCACCGUCCUAGAGAACGUGCAGCUUUCCCAAUUAACCCCACAACAGCUAGAUGAGCUUGCGCUGCUUGUAAAUGAGCGCGGAGUCGUCUUCUUCCGCAACCAAGAUUUGACUACUGAUGGGCAAGUAAAACUUUUUGAACAUUAUGGUACCUUGGACCGACAUCCUGCCCAAAAGGAUGUUCGACACGUCGUGAUCCGAGGCAGCCGAGAGGACCACCGUGAGUUGCUCAAGUAUACUCCGUGGCCUUCGGGAGACUGGCACGCCGAUACUUCAUUUGAGGUUAACCCACCUUCGUAUUCUCUUCUCCGAAUGGAAGAGCAUCCUCCCGUGGGAGGAGACACAGCCUGGGUCUCCGGUUAUGGUCUCUAUGACACAUUGAGUGAUGCGAUGAAACGAUUUGUCGAAGGCCUACAUGCGGUGCACACUUCAAGACUGCAGUACGACACAAUUUUGGACCUGUGGGGCGUUGGGCCGAACCGCCCCCCUAUCGACUCGCAUCAUCCGGCCGUUAGGACCCACCCGGUUACGGGAUUGAAGGCGUUGAACAUAAACGCCGGGUUCGUCACCGGGUUCGCUGAGCUGAAGAAGUAUGAGUCCGACAAGCUUCUCGACUUCUUCCAGUACCACCUUCAUUCCGCGGAUGACCACUCUGUCCGAUGGAAGUGGGAGGUUGGCAGUGUGGCGAUGUGGGACAACAGAUGUGUACUCCAUCGGGUUAUCCCUGGCUCGUAUGAAGCGCCUCGAAGGGGAAUUCGCACGACGGUCUUCGGGGAGAAACCGUACUAUGAUCCUGCAAGUGAAGGGAGAGCUGAAAGGGAGCGGAGACUCAAAGAGGAGACAGCUAAAGGGUUGUCUCGAGAGACGAAUACCAAGGAAAACCCCGUAAAUACACCCGCUUAAAUAUACCGGGAACUCCGUUUCAGGUUAAUAUUUAAUGAAAUGCUUAUAACAUCUCUAAUUUAUAUGACUUAUAAUUGAAACUGAUAAUGGGAGGAACUCUGGAAAGGACUCUUCGGGUUUGUUACUACUUGCUGUAGCAUUAAAAUGUAAUUGAUGCCGAACAGAAAUUUAAACGGCCUUCAUACGCAUAGCAUACUACCUUGAAACCUGAAUUAUAUCGUCAAAUUGGUG